Anopheles stephensi (Asian malaria mosquito) is the source of this 1040-nucleotide messenger RNA. Its product is annotated as distal membrane-arm assembly complex protein 2. The record is from RefSeq and is a predicted model, not a curated record. The transcript is spliced from 2 exons. The coding region runs from base 130 to 963 and encodes 277 amino acids. Lineage: Eukaryota; Metazoa; Arthropoda; Insecta; Diptera; Culicidae.
CUGGGCACAAUUUGCAAAAAGAAAAACAUAAACAAACGAUUCUGCGGCUCUGGAGCACGCUUCGCGUUCCGUGCUGCCGUAUUCAAUAAGUAAAAUAGUUUAACUAAGACAACUUUCUUGUGUAACACAAUGUACAAGCUAGUCAAACACAGUAUCCGGCUACCGGUGGCGAUAAACCGUGCCAGCAUACAUCGGGAUACCUCGAACGAUAUAAAACCAAUCGGACCGAAACCGGACCUAGACCCAGAGAUGGAAAAACGUAUCGAGGAAGAUAAGCAACGGCUCAAGUGGCGUACCCCAUACUCGGAGCGCCCGGACAGCUUCUACAGUGCAUUCAAGCUGUUCGCCUCAGAGAAUCGUAAUUCCGAGCUGGUGGAAAAAAUGCAGCAACCAAUCGAUCUUUCACCGUCGUCGAUUUUGGAAUGGUGGAAAAAGCGGCGCAACAGCGUAGCAGCACAAAUGCAAAAGUUUAUCCCCGAGCGGCAUGCUACGCUAGGAGAUGAUAUUGCCACGGCUCACUUUAUCGUUCAUCGGGGUGGUUCCGUGAGGUUCCGCGGAAGUACGCAAUGGACUAAAAAGGAUGAAGAUGACGAGUAUGAUUUGCCGCGCCAUCACGUACCCGGCAUGGCGCUGGAAGAGGUACGCUGCGAUGGAAUGACACUGUAUUACGAAGGAAUGGAAAACAUCCAAAAGUUGCUCCGUUUGAAACAUCUCUCGUUCGAGAAUGUGGCACUAUUCGACGACUGGUACCUUGAUCGGAUCUCCGGCAAUACGUUACCCUCCCUGGAGAAGCUAAAUUUGCGUGGAACGGCCAUAACGCACCGGGGAUUAAAUUGUUUGUAUCGUUUACCUAGCUUGAAGCUGCUGCUUAUAGACGACCCGGAGAAAGACAUUUUGUGGAAACUAACGGUGGCCAUGCUCGAGGAAUGGAAUCCAAACCUGCGGGUCGUCUCGAGUGAAUAAAUUCGGUUGGAAUAAAAAUGAUCGUAGCAAUCCUGCGGGCUGUAUAAACCCGGGGUUUCGCAUGUAAACAAAGGGCA